Messenger RNA from Lachancea thermotolerans CBS 6340, 3309 nucleotides. RefSeq names its product DNA repair protein SMC6 (gene SMC6). Lineage: Eukaryota; Fungi; Ascomycota; Saccharomycetes; Saccharomycetales; Saccharomycetaceae. Gene Ontology annotation, biological process: double-strand break repair via homologous recombination. The coding region runs from base 1 to 3309 and encodes 1102 amino acids. Gene Ontology annotation, molecular function: single-stranded DNA binding; ATP hydrolysis activity; damaged DNA binding. The record is from RefSeq and is a predicted model, not a curated record. Gene Ontology annotation, cellular component: site of double-strand break; nucleus; Smc5-Smc6 complex. The transcript has a single exon.
AUGGAUAUCAAUGACAAUUUGGUUAGCGCUAGUCUCGUGGCGAUGACUGGGAACGUCGCCACAGCCAUCGGGUCUUCGGCGAUUCUCCAUGACGGAGAACAACGUCCAAGCAAACGACAACGACGUUUCGCGCCCAUGACCCAACACGAUUCGCAGACAGGUGCUGCCGGCUCUGAAGGCGCAAAUUUAAACCCGCCCGGCUUCAUAAAACGUGUACAGCUUCGAAAUUUUAUGUGCCAUGAGCACUUUGAGCUUGAACUCGGGCCUAGGCUCAACUUUAUUGUUGGUAACAAUGGUAGCGGUAAAAGUGCUGUUUUGACUGCCAUUACUAUUGGACUUGGGGCUAAAGCUGCUGAUACAAACCGAGGCUCGAGCCUGAAAGAUUUAAUUCGCGAAGGGUGCAACUCAUCAAAGAUUGUAGUUGUACUGAAUAACGAAGGUUUUGGAGGUUAUGAACAGGGCACCUAUGGCACAGAAAUAAGGAUUGAGCGAACUAUAAAGAAAAGUGGACCUGCUGGAUUUAGCUUGAAGUCGGAGACUGGGAAGGAAAUCAGUAAUAAAAAACGCGAUCUACAAGCUAUAGUGGAUUACUUUGCAGUUCCUGUCAUGAAUCCUAUGUGCUUCUUGUCUCAAGAUGCAGCAAGGUCUUUCUUAACAGCAACGACGCCUGCCGAUAAGUAUAAGCAUUUUAUGCGAGGAACGCUGCUGGAGGACACCGAAACCAAUCUUAAAAAAGCGCUUGAGAUCGCAACGACUGCACAAAGCAAUUUGAACUAUCAUGCAGAAAACGUUAAGCUGCUUCGGCAAGAUUAUGACCAUACAAAAAAACUUCUCAAAGAGCUGACUGCAAAUCAUGAUCUUACCGAUCGCAAAAGGGCUCUACAGGGCAAGCUCCUGUGGUUAAGUGUAGUGGAAAAUGAGACAUCGCAAAGAAAAUUAGAGGUGGCGGAAGCGCAUUAUUUGGCUAAAAUCAAGGAAUCUGAAGGCAAAUCCGCCUCUAGAACUAAUUCCAAGGAACAACUCAAAUUAGACCAAGCAGCUGCUGAGCAGCAGCUCGAAGAAGCGCUGAGCUCUUGGCAAACUAAAAAACGGCUAGCUGAUGAAGCUCAGUCUUUGAUGCACAGUGCACGAAUGGAAUACAACAUGCAGAAAGAACAUCGGGAGGAAACACAAAAACACAUUAAUGACGCAGAGGGCAAGGUUCGUCAAUUUGAAAAUACAAUAAAAGAUUUUGAAGAACGACUUGAAAAACAGAUGGGUGGCGAUAAGAAAAGAAUGCAUGAAGAGAUAGAAGAUUUGAAGGAGAGAAUCAAGACUCAAAACGAAUUUUACUCGUCUAUGAAUAUUCGGCUUCAGGAACUCAGAAAUAAAGAAGAGAUGGUCACUUCUAAUGCACUUCCCAAGAUCGGGUCUUUACAAAAGAGCAUUCAUGAAAAGACGGAACAAAUUAGAGACAUAGCUCAGGGGAAAAGGAACUUUUUGUCAAAUUUUGACCCGCACAUGGAAAAGCUUGUCAGACUUAUUGAACAAAGAAAAUCCGAGUUUUCUUCCAAGCCUGUUGGUCCAUUGGGAAAUUAUGUUACAGUAAAAAGCCAGUUUCAAGAGUGGGCUAGGCCGAUUCAAAGAUACUUGGGGGGGACUCUCAGUGCUUUUGUGGUUGCUAACGUUAGUGAUGGCGCUCUUCUAAAAUCAUUAAUUCGUGCUUGUCAAAUCAGAAGCAACAUUAAUGUCAUUACAUAUAAGCUAAACGAAUUUGAUUUUGACUCAGGGAAAGCGAGGAGCGAAUACCCUUCAGUUGCAGAUGCGUUAGAAUUCAAGUCUAGAAGUCUUCAAUGUUUAUUCGUCGAUCAGAAUCGGAUCGAAAAAGUGGUUUUGGUAACAAACAAGUCAGAUGCUCGAGAUGUGUUGAAGCGCCACAACAAAAAUGUUAUUAUGACGUUAUCGUUGAGGGAUAAUAGAAGCGGUUAUCAGUCUUCGCUUUCUGCGCACGGGGGAUUUAGAAUUGAUACCAUUGAAUACCAAGAUAAAAUGAAACUUACUACUAAAGUUUCAGACACAGCAUUUUUAACAGAAAUAGUCAGCGAGGAAAAAAAAGAACUGGCUAACCUAACCUCUCAACGCAAUGACCAUUUGAAGAAAAUAGGUACCGAGAUAACUACUUUAAGAGAAGAAAUGGCCAAUACCAAAAGCAAAAUUUCUGAAUUUAGUAAGAGGGAGGCUGCACUUCGGCUAGACCUAGAGAGGGAGCUCGAUACGAGUGCUAUAGAGCAAGCUGAAUCUGAUAAACAGGUUUAUGUCAAUGCUUUAGCAAGUUAUAACCUUGCGCUCGACGAGGUUAACGAAAAAAUCGAUAUAAUUCGACAAAAAGUUCAGCCUUUAAAAGUAAGGUAUGAACAAGCGAAUAAUGAACUCAAUUCUGCUGCUUGUGCCCUUGACGACCUGAAGCACAUAAUUUCGAAAGGCUCUUCCCGGAUAGAGAAGCUGCAAGACGAUAUUGGGUUCAGUGAGAAAAAAGUCGAAAAAUAUCAACAAAAGAGGACCGAGCUGCUACAAAAAAUAAAUGAGUUCAGUGAUGGGAUUGGGACUCAAAUUUCAAACGCGGAAACCUAUUGCACUCGGGCUGUGGCAUUUGCAGGAGACAUGCCUGAGACUCGAGAAGAUACAAAGGCAGAAAUUGACAGAAUAACGCAUCGAAUCCAGCUAGCAGAAAAUAGAGUUGGCUUGUCCCAAGAUCAAAUAAUGUCCUUGUUUGAAAGUGCAAAAUUAAAGUACAAGGAUGCAGAACAAAAAUUUGCGAACGUUGACAAAGCAGUAUUUCAACUGAACGAGUCUCUAAAAAGGCGUUGGCAAUCUUUGACAUAUGCUAAGACAGACACAUGUGUUACGGCGGACACAGAUUUCAAGGAGUCUCUGCGAUUUAGAAACUUUUCGGGUGGUCUUAACUUUAAUUUCAGCAAAGAAACGCUCAACAUGCUGGUUAAAACGCCGAACGACGAGAAGCCAAGAAAUGUUGAUACAUUCUCCGGGGGCGAGAAAUCGUUCUCACAAAUAUCGCUGUUGCUGGCGACUUGGAGACCAAUGAGAUCAAGAAUAAUUGCAUUAGAUGAAUUCGAUGUAUUUAUGGAUCAGGUUAAUCGCCAAAUAGGAACCAAGUUGAUCAUGAACAAGUUGUCAAAAGAGAGUCGAACCCAAACCGUAAUAAUAACUCCUCAGGACAUAGGAAAAAUUGCGAACUUUGAGGACCCUGGGAUACGCAUUCACAGGAUGAAGGAUCCUGAAAGGCUUAAUAACUCCAGCUAUUACGCGUAG